CGGGCUGGGCCAUGGAGCUGCCGACAGCGGGCGGAACCGGCUGGGACAACGGGAGCGUCUGGGACCCCCUGCCCGGUCCGGAGGGCAACCAGACCGGGGUGCAGCGGGCCAAGGGUGUCAGCUCCGUCCUCAUCGCCAUCGUCAUCACCGCCCUCUACUCCGUGGUGUGCGUGGUGGGGCUGCUGGGCAACCUCCUAGUGAUGUACGGGAUCGUCAGGUACACCAAGAUGAAGACAGCCACCAACAUCUACAUCUUCAACCUGGCCCUGGCAGAUGCCGUGGCCACCAGCACGCUGCCCUUCCAGAGUGCCAAGUACCUGAUGGAGACCUGGCCCUUUGGGGAGCUGCUCUGCAAAAUCAUCCUCUCCAUUGACUACUACAACAUGUUCACCAGCAUCUUCACCCUCACCAUGAUGAGCGUUGACCGCUACGUCGCCGUCUGCCACCCCGUGAAAGCCCUGGAGUUCCGCACGCCUGCCAAGGCCAAGCUGAUCAAUGUCUGCAUCUGGGUGCUCUCCUCCCUCAUCGGGGUGCCCAUCAUGAUCAUGGCAGUCACCAAGUCAAAAGACGGGGUGGUCCUGUGCACUCUCCAGUUUCCUGAUCCUCCCAUCUACUGGGACAGGGUGACCAAGAUCUGCGUCUUCAUCUUUGCCUUCAUGAUCCCCAUCUUGGUCAUCACCAUCUGCUACGGGCUGAUGAUCCUGCGCCUCAAGAGCGUUCGGCUCCUCUCGGGCUCCAAGGAGAAGGAUCGGAACCUGCGGCGCAUCACCCGCAUGGUGCUGGUGGUGGUGGCAGCCUUCAUCAUCUGCUGGACCCCCAUCCACAUCUUCGUCAUGGUCUGGACCCUGGUGGACAUAGACAAGAAGAACCCUUACGUGGUGGCCAGCCUGCACUUCUGCAUCGCCUUGGGUUACACCAACAGCAGCCUCAACCCCGUCCUUUACGCUUUCCUGGAUGAAAACUUCAAGAGGUGUUUCCGAGAGUUCUGUCUCCCCCUGCGAGCCCGAAGGGACCAAACCACCUUCUCCCGUGCCAGGAACACCGUGAGGGAAGGUGUCUCCACCUGCACCCCCUUGGAAGCCCCCAGUAACCCGGCAUGACUAGAGGUGGGCAGCCUCCAGAGGGGCUGCCAGGACCAGGCAGGGGACGACCCGCGCUCGGAGGUGACCCAGGUGACCACCACGGAGCUCUAGCAGGGUGGGGGCUGCCCCCUAAACCCCUCCUGGGUUUUGUCCAGCCUGACAAUGAGUGACUUGCCAAUGAUCUUUGGCAUCCUGGAGAAGGCAAGAUAAGGAAUGGGGACUCACCAAGCGAUGGGAGAGGACCGAGGCAAGAGGCAGCCUGGGCAGAGCUGCUCUGGUGCUGCUCCCCACUGCUGCCAUCCCAUAACAGCUGCUGAUGGAGCCAAAUCCCAGGACACCAUGAUGGCCACAACCACCUCCUUCUCCUCCUGCAUGGGCCAGGGUGGCACCAAGAGGAGAAGCCUUCCCAAGGGAUGACCCUGCUGGAUGGUGAUGCCACAUCAUGGGGCUUCCCCCCAUCCCCCUCUGAGCCAUCUCCAAAAAACCAUCCAGAGACAGAUGGGACCAACUCAGCUUUAGAGACAGGGUCAUCAAAGAGCUCCAGAUCUGUCAAAAAAUCCCACUGGAGACUUUCAAACCAGGAUCACCCCCCCUGGAGGACAAUUUAAUGCUGUUAAUGUCACUGCUGUAUUAAUUAGAGAGCUCAGCCUGCAGCCAGGGCAGCCCGAGACACAGAGGUGACACUGGGGAUGGGGACACAGCCAGGGGAUGGGUGUGGGGACAGAGCAGGACACGUCCUCAGCUCACCCUGGAUCCAAUUCCCUCAGGACCCAUCAGGAGGAAGGAGCUGCUCCUCACCCCUCUGCCUCCAAAGACAUCAAACCCAGCAAAGAUCUCAUUGCAGGAGCAUCCUGUGGGGUCUCGAGGGGUUUCUGGUGGUGCUAAUGUCAUUAGGAUGGACUUACAAGGCUGG
Molecule: messenger RNA, 1995 nt
Organism: Calypte anna (Anna's hummingbird)
Lineage: Eukaryota; Metazoa; Chordata; Aves; Apodiformes; Trochilidae
Gene: OPRD1
Product: opioid receptor delta 1
Exons: 3
Coding region: 12-1100 (362 amino acids)
Biological process (GO): neuropeptide signaling pathway; G protein-coupled opioid receptor signaling pathway
Cellular component (GO): membrane; neuron projection
Molecular function (GO): neuropeptide binding; G protein-coupled enkephalin receptor activity
Source: RefSeq, a predicted model, not a curated record